Messenger RNA from Phanerochaete carnosa HHB-10118-sp, 789 nucleotides. RefSeq lists its product as uncharacterized. Bases 1 to 789 code for a protein of 262 amino acids. The record is from RefSeq and is a predicted model, not a curated record. The transcript has 3 exons. Gene Ontology annotation, biological process: proteolysis. Lineage: Eukaryota; Fungi; Basidiomycota; Agaricomycetes; Polyporales; Phanerochaetaceae.
AUGCCCCCGGCGGAUACAGCCUUCACUUCGGACGCUAUCCACGUCCUUAUUACUGGGUUUGGACCCUUCCGGAACUACUCUGAGAACCCCUCAUGGCUCGCCGUGAAGGCACUCCACGAUGCCAUCCUCUCCACCACCAAGGCUCAGCACGCAAGCAGUGCGAACGGAGCCCCGCGCACUCGGCAGAUCUAUGUCACGGUACUCGAGGUGCCGGUCGUGUACGAAAACGUGCUGCAGAUUGUGCCUGGGCUGCAUAAAAAGCCGCCAGUGCUGCCAUCACCCAUCGAUCCUGCGUUCACGCCGACGCACCUGCCCAGCGGCGGCUUCGACUUCAUCCUGCACGUCGGCGUCGCAAAGCCCGGCGGAGUCUCCCUCGAGCAGCUCGGGCACAAGCUCGGAUACAAUGCCGUAGACGCAGAGAACAAAUAUGCGCCGGUCGUGCAGGUGCCAGAUGGGUCUGACGGCGAGACGCAGCCCAUGCGUGGCUUCGGCAAGGGAUACGAGGGCAUGCCGGAGGAGCUCUCCACCGUGAUUGACAUUGCGGGUUUGAAGCAGCACCUCCAAGAACUAGGCACCGAGAAAGUCCGCUGGAGCAGAGAUGCCAGGCACUAUCUGUGCGACUUCAUUUACUACGCCAGCCUGGCGGAGGCAAAGCGCAGCGCGGCUGAGCAGGCGAAGAUGACACCCGUAUUGUUCUUGCACUGCUGUCCGCAGGGCGAGCCGUAUCAGACUGAAGAGGUUACUGAUGUCAUCAAGGCAAUAGUCACCUGGGUCAGCGCACGACUCUGA